Messenger RNA from Morone saxatilis (striped sea-bass), 1984 nucleotides. RefSeq lists its product as uncharacterized. Lineage: Eukaryota; Metazoa; Chordata; Actinopteri; Moronidae. The coding region runs from base 269 to 1087 and encodes 272 amino acids. The record is from RefSeq and is a predicted model, not a curated record. Gene Ontology annotation, molecular function: S-adenosylmethionine-dependent methyltransferase activity. The transcript is spliced from 6 exons.
CAGGAAGUGGGUGGAGAGUUAAAAGAGUGCAGACUGUGUGAGUGGCAGGGCAGAAAGCAGGUUUUCUGAAAACAGGACGCAGCAAGAACACAAGAAGAUGCAACAUACAAAGAUAUAAAGAGGAUAAAAGAGACUAAAAGCAAGGAAACUGAACAAAGGCAAACCAGACAGGAGACUGAAAGAGAGUAAAGAGAAACAAAGGAGACUGUUUUGGAGGUCAGAGAAUUUGGCAGCAAAAUAGAAAGAGAAGAGUGAAUAUAACAACACUAUGACAUACCGGCUGUUUGAGGGGAAGGACCAUGCCUCCAUCUACCAAAAGUAUCGCUUUACGCCUCCGGAAGAGGUCAAGAACAUUAUUCUUCAGUACCUAAACACUAAGAAAGGACAGCCACAUGUGUUGGCGGUGGAUCUGGGAUGUGGGACAGGUCAGAAUUCCCGGCUACUGGCCCCGCACUUCCAGGAGGUGGUGGGCAUCGACGUCAGUGAUUGUCAACUGGAGGUAGCCAGAGCUGUGCCAGGGUACCCUAACGUCACAUACAGGAAGGGGACUGCAGAGGACCUUCAUUUUCCAGAUGGCUCUGUUGACUUGUUGACAGCAGCGUCAGCGGCCCACUGGUUUGAUCAGUCAAGGUUUCUGGCUGAGGCGAGUCGGGUUUUAAAACCCAGGGGUUGCAUGGCUCUGCUUGGCUUCACUGACUCUGACACCAGACUUCACUACCAGGACUGUGGAGAAAGACUCAAUCACAUCUAUGAAGAGGUGAAGCAGGUGCUGUUGCCAUAUACUAGCAACCCAGUAGCUGUGUCUGAAAGUAAGCUGGAAGACCUCUACACAGCCAUUCCUUUUCCAGACAAAGAGAGGAUUGAGUGUAUUCGGGUGAACCUGACAAUCUCAGUGAGGAACCUGGUGGGUUUCAUCACAUCCUGGUCCAUGUUCCAAGCUUACAAGAAGAAAGAUCCCCAAACUGCUGAAGACCUGCUGCUCAACACUCAGAAGAGGUUUCUGGAGGAGAUGGGAGUCACGUCUCCUGACACUAAAAUGGACUUGAAAAUGGGAUAUUUCUGUGUCCUGGCAUCAAAACCGCAAUAAUCAACAAUGUGGCACUGGCUGGGUGAUUUUUGGAGUAGGAUCUUUCAAAACGUUUCACAAUAGAACAGACGAUUCCUUAGAGCCUUGAAUGCACACUGCGAGGUUACAUAACUGGAAAUUCUUUUGAAAUAUAACAUGCCUACCACUGUUUAUUCACAGAAGGGGUGCUAAGAUGUUUUAGUUUAAGUGAGAAGUCAUUUAGUCGGGGUAUUUGUUUAGCCAGGCCCUUCAUGACAUACUUGGUGGUCCAUUUACUUUACUGCUUCAGUGCUCUUCCUUUAUUCUUUUCUCUUUCUCAGUAGGUGGAAGCCUGCUUGCUGCUGCUGACAGUUUGUAUUGUGCCUAUAUUGUGCAACGCAAAAGAAGCCACAGUAACUUAUGUUUAUGGUACAGCUUUUUAUGAAGAUUUCUGUGUUUUAAAAUCUACAGUAAUUAUCUUUUCAACAACAAAUCUUAAGAAAUAGAAUAUGCCCAUGAACAGAUAUUGGGUAACCAAUGUGUAAUGUUGAAAGCUGAAACUCCAGUUAGCAACAACUGGGACUCCCUUUCAUCAUAAAUGGUGGAUUUAAAGCAGCACUAUGUAUCUUUGAAAACAUAACCUAUUCUUUCUUUUCUUUUGCCUUACUUGGUCUGGUAUGACCAGUAGCUCACGUUGGCUAAUGUUAACAAACUUAUAGAUAUAUAUGGCUGUGUAGGUGACAUUAUUGAGAUAUUUUGUAGUUUAGGGGGGUUAGACUUUUUACUUGUGCUACUGUUAAACUAUGUUUUAGCACGUCAUGCAUGUUUGGGAGACUAACUGAAAUGUAAACUUUGAAAACCAUGCAGAAGUAUGAUUAUAUAGGAUCACAUGUAUGGCGACUUCAUGCAGUUGAGCAAUAAAGUCGUUGUUGAAAUGUC